AUGGCUUCCACGACCGGGACGCCGUCCGACGAGGCUACCUCCACCACCGCUAAUCCGGCGCAUGGGCAGUGGAUCCAGCAGGAUCAAAGCAUCCUCUCUCUCCUCAUAUCAUCUUUGUCGGAGGAGGUCAUGUACCUUGCCGUCGGCAAGACCACCUCCCGCGACUUCUGGACGUUAAUCGAGACGGCGUUGGCUUCCUCCACCCGUGCUCGCUGUUUGAACCUGCUCGGCCGCCUCCAGGCACUCCGGCAAGGCGACUCCACUCCGGCCGAAUACAUUGGCAAGACCCAGCUCCUUGUCGAAGAUUUGGCUCAGGCAGGCCGCCCCAUCUCUUUAGACGAACAGAAUCUAUACGUGUUCCGAGGACUCCGGCCUGAGUUCCGUGCCAUGGCUGGAUCUCUUGCCAUCACCGGCACGCCAGUAUCUCUUCCCCAGCUCUCGGAUUACCUCCAAACGCAAGAGUUCAUCCAUGCGAAUGACUAUCUUACCGGCGGAUCGCUAGCUCCUGGUGGUGCGACUGCGAUGGUGGCAAAUCAUGGUCGCCGGAACAACACUGAUCAUGGUGGUAGACACAAUCGGGGUGGAAACCGUGGCGGGCAACGUGGCAGAGGCGCUCCGGGUAGAGGCCGUGGCGGUGGAACACCCCGUUGCCAGAUUUGCGGUUCGCACGGCCAUACGGCGGUGUACUGUUUCCGCCGCUACUCCGAUCAGCCGCCACCACCACAGGCUCAUGUCGCCGUGAAUGGAGAUGCUGCCGCGACUGAGGUCUCGGCGUGGUACCCGGAUACCGGGGUGUCAUCCCACGCUACGCCAGACGCCGGCAUGUUGGCGCAAUCCGAUGACUACUCGGGCUCUGACGUCUUACGCGUUGGAAAUGGGACAGUUGAUAAUAACGUGUUUUUUGAGUUUCACCCAAAAGUUUUUGUUGUGAAGGAUUGCAUCACCAAGGCGGUGCUCCUUAAAAGUCCAGCCUCGGGUGGCUUAUAUACACUCACAAUACCACGGUGUCAGCAAGCUUUUAUUCAGGCAACAGUUUCAUCGUGGCUGGCUGAAGAGAGCUUUGCUGAUGAUACCGGUGGCUUCAAUAUAUCGAUCAACGCACCUGGAGAUGCAACUGCUCUCGCCCCCGCUCAAGCUACUCCCAGGCUUGGUGAUGCACUUGUCAAAGCAUUUCUCUCUCAUAGUCUGUAA
Ipomoea nil (Japanese morning glory) is the source of this 1191-nucleotide messenger RNA. RefSeq lists its product as uncharacterized. Bases 1 to 1191 code for a protein of 396 amino acids. Lineage: Eukaryota; Viridiplantae; Streptophyta; Magnoliopsida; Solanales; Convolvulaceae. The record is from RefSeq and is a predicted model, not a curated record. The transcript has 3 exons.